AUGUCAGAGUACUCAGAGACUUUCAUGAAUCAUAAAGGAGCUUGCCAAAAUCAUGAUCAUGUUUGCCCAGAUAUAAGGUGUGGGGUAAAUGAGCCACCAAUUCGAUUCCCUUUCCGGCUCUACGACCAGCCAUCGUACUGUGGCUUCUUCGGGUUCGAACUACAAUGCAAUGGAAACAACAGAACUGAAAUUGAGCUGCCAGCCAAUUCUGGGAUGAAAUUCCUUGUUAAGGAAAUAUCAUACAAAUCUCAGGAAAUUCACUUGUAUAAUAAAUACUACAAGUGCAAGCUUGAGGAAGAUAAAUUGAAAAUCCUCGAUCUUUCAAUUGGUCCUCCUUUUGAAUUCUCAUCCGCUCAUUUUCCCACAGUUGGCUCUAUUCUAUUCAACUGCUCUUCCAGUACUGGAUUUGAAGGUACUAUCUAUUGCAUCAGGGCUGUUGAAUCUACCGCCAACAUCGGUUUAUAUUUGAGAGAGCUCGUGUCAUGUACGAAGAUAGUCGACAAGUCAUCACUUCCGCCGGAAUUAUUUCGAGACUCUAAUUUUCAGUUGACAUGGCGGAACCCAAGUUGUGCACAUUGUGAAGCAAAAGGAAAGAGAUGUGGAUUAUUGAAGAGAAAGGGUGCUGAGAUUGAAACUGAGUGCUUUGGGAUGAUGUCCAAAACACAAGAAGGUCAUGGCCUCGGGUUGGAAGAAAUAAUGACUGCGGGUACAAUCUUAGGUUCUUUUCUUCUUAUACCAGCAGUCAUGGUGAUUUCUUUUGCUGUGGAGAAAAAAGAAAGAAAAAAUCGAUUGAGAAUUCAAAAGUUUUUAGAUGAUUAUAAAGCUUUGAAGCCGUCGAGAUAUUCCUAUGCCGACAUUAAGAAGAUCACUAAUCAGUUUAAGGAGAAGCUAGGGCAAGGAACCUACGGAACAGUGUUUAAAGGCAAGAUUUCCAAUGAAAUCUUCGUCGCCGUGAAGGUCCUAAACAAUUCCAAGGGAAAUGGAGAUGAGUUCAUCAAUGAAGUACGAGCAUUGGGUCAAAUUCACCACGUGAAUGUGGUUCGCCUUGUCGGCUACUGCGCCGAAGGAUUUAGAAGAGCCCUUAUGUAUGAGUUCUUACCAAAUAAUUCACUUGAGAAGUAUAUAUUGUCAAUGGCCGGGGGCGUAAAUCAUUCACUUAGUUGGGAAACAUUGCAGGAUAUUGCUUUAGGCAUAGCUAAGGGAAUCGAGUAUCUCCACCAAGGCUGUGAGCAGCGGAUUUUGCAUUUCGACAUCAAGCCCACUAACAUUCUGCUAGACCACAACUUUAAGCCAAAAAUUUCUGAUUUUGGUCUUGCUAAGUUGUGUUCUAAGGAUCAAAGUAUAGUGUCAAUGACCAAAUCUAGGGGGACUAUUGGUUAUAUUGCACCCGAGGUCUUCUCCAAGAACUUUGGAAACGUUUCUUAUAAAGCCGAUGUCUACAGUUUCGGAAUGUUGUUGCUUGAAACGGUAGGAGGAAGGGAGAUCACAAACAUGACAGAUGAAAACACUAGUGAAGUUUACUACCCAGAAUGGAUUUACAAUCUUUUAGAAGAAGGAAAAGAUCUCCGAAUAGAAAUUGAGGAAGAGGGAGACAAUAAAAUCGCAAAGAAACUUGCUGUUGUAGGACUUUGGUGCGUCCAAUGGUAUCCCGCCGGCCGCCCUACUAUGAAAGUUGUAGUUCAAAUGUUGGAAGCAGGAUGGGAAGAAUUAACCUUGCCGCCUAAUCCAUUUGCUUCUAUAGGUCCAUCAAAUGAAAAUACGUACCAACCGAAUAGAAUAUUUUUGUAG
Messenger RNA from Morus notabilis, 1788 nucleotides. Its product is annotated as rust resistance kinase Lr10. Gene Ontology annotation, biological process: protein phosphorylation. Gene Ontology annotation, molecular function: ATP binding; protein kinase activity; polysaccharide binding. The record is from RefSeq and is a predicted model, not a curated record. Bases 1 to 1788 code for a protein of 595 amino acids. Lineage: Eukaryota; Viridiplantae; Streptophyta; Magnoliopsida; Rosales; Moraceae. The transcript is spliced from 4 exons.